AUGGAGGAAGAAGAUGUGAUGAUCGAUGAAGAAAUCGAACAAAUAAUAAAAGGGGUAAGGUUGGAAGAGGGGAAAGUAAAGCAGAUUGUUGGAUCUACCCUUUCGGAUAUAAAGGAAAGUGGGUCAACCCUUGUGACAAAUUUUGAGUCUGAUAAAUCGGCUGCAGAGUAUGCCACUAUGUAUAAAGAAGAUGGUCUUGUAGGUGGUCAUGUUAUCAUGCUUGGAGCGGAUCCUUUAAGUAACAAAUCUGCAAUCGGCGCCCUGCAUGCUUAUCCUGGUGGUCUGCAAGUUGGAGGUGGUAUUAAUUCACCAAACGCUGUGAGUUACAUUGAAGAAGGAGCUAGCCAUGUCAUUAUCACAUCAGUGUUAGACUUGCUUGAAAAAAAGUAUUGUAGAACUUAAUCCAGAUUCCCCGGAUUCUCAAAAGUUGAAGUCACAGAAUGACUUGACAAAAUUCCAAACACAACUUAAAAAGGCAACAUGGGUGCCUCAUCUUUUUCGUGUAAUGGUUGCACCACGAGAAUACAAUAACGAGAAGAAACAAAGGAUUACAGUCAAAUCUGUUGCUCCAGUUGAUUUUGCAGCAGAAUCCAAGUUCUUGCUCGAUGAGAUAUCUUCAAUGAAAGUUUAAAAUAUAUUAUUGGUCUCUAUAUUGAGUCAAUUCCAUGUCCUUAAAAGAUGUAUCUAUGUAAACUUUAGUUUUUGGUGAAGCUUAUAGUUUGGUUAGGCUUAUUAUGUUGGAUCUAUGUGCAUUGCACCUUUUCAUAUGAAAAAGUAUUUUGAUUGUUGAUUUUUGAAGUA
Erigeron canadensis is the source of this 801-nucleotide messenger RNA. RefSeq names its product 1-(5-phosphoribosyl)-5-[(5-phosphoribosylamino)methylideneamino] imidazole-4-carboxamide isomerase, chloroplastic-like. Gene Ontology annotation, biological process: L-histidine biosynthetic process; L-tryptophan biosynthetic process. The record is from RefSeq and is a predicted model, not a curated record. Gene Ontology annotation, molecular function: 1-(5-phosphoribosyl)-5-[(5-phosphoribosylamino)methylideneamino]imidazole-4-carboxamide isomerase activity. Gene Ontology annotation, cellular component: cytoplasm. The transcript is spliced from 6 exons. Lineage: Eukaryota; Viridiplantae; Streptophyta; Magnoliopsida; Asterales; Asteraceae. Bases 1 to 402 code for a protein of 133 amino acids.